GACAGCAUGAUAGCCCAUAUUGACUAGAUUUUUCGAGUAACACGUUAGCUAGUUUAUUAGGCCUUAUAUGACCAGCUUUAGCUAAAUGGUCUGUAAUGAAUGUAUUACUAUUACAUUAUUAUCGAUUUGGAUAUUACCGAUCAGAAGAAGAUACAACGUGUUCCUACUACGGAUAACAAGCAGUAGAAAUGCCUCGCAUUGAGAAUGACAUCAAGUUGGACUUCAAGGAUGUGCUCCUCCGUCCGAAACGAAGCACACUCAAGUCCCGUAGUGAGGUGGACCUGAUGAGAAGUUACACCUUCAGGAACUCCAAGGGAAGCUACAGAGGAAUCCCCAUCGUUGCCGCCAACAUGGACACCGUCGGCACCUUCGAGAUGGCCCUGGCGUUAUCCAAGUUCACUCUCUUCACUGCCAUUCACAAACACUAUUCAGUAGAUGACUGGAAGGAGUUUGCAACAAAGAAUCAGGAAUGUGUACAGAGUGUGGCAGUCAGCACAGGGACAAGUGAAGGGGACUUUGACAGACUGGGUGAGAUCUUAGCCGCUGUGCCUCAGCUGCAGUACAUCUGUGUGGAUGUGGCCAAUGGCUACUCAGAGCACUUUGUCCACUUUGUCAAAGACGUGCGUCAGAAGUACCCGACACACACCAUCAUGGCAGGGAAUGUGGUUACCGGGGAGAUGGUGGAAGAGCUGAUCCUCGCCGGCGCUGACAUCAUCAAAGUGGGCAUCGGACCAGGGUCUGUGUGCACCACCCGUAAGAAGACCGGGGUGGGCUAUCCCCAGCUGAGCGCUGUGAUCGAGUGUGCAGACGCUGCCCACGGCCUGGGCGGACACAUCAUCUCUGACGGUGGGUGCACUUGCCCAGGUGACGUCUCCAAGGCUUUUGGCGCGGGGGCGGACUUUGUGAUGCUGGGUGGAAUGCUGGCCGGCCACUCAGAGAGCGGGGGCGAGGUCAUCGAGAAGAACGGGAAGAAGUACAAGCUGUUCUACGGCAUGAGCUCCGAUACGGCCAUGAAGAGACACGCCGGGGGCGUGGCCGAGUACAGGGCAUCUGAGGGGAAGACGGUGGAGGUGGUCUACAAGGGUCCCGUGGACGUAACCAUACGCGACGUCCUGGGUGGGGUCCGCUCCACCUGCACCUACGUGGGCGCAGGGAAGCUCAAGGAGCUCAGCCGCAGGACCACCUUCAUCAGGGUCACCCAGCAGCUCAACACCGUCUUUGGGAACGAUAACUAGGCGAGGUCCAGGCUGGUUCCUGGGCGUAACAGGGUCAGGGGGGGUGGUGGUGUGUUUUGUUUGCUGCCUGCCCCUGUCACAUGGAUGCUAUUACACAUACUGCACACACACACACACACACACACACACACACACACACACACACACACACACACACACACACACACACACACACACACACACACACAAACACACACAGAAACAUACACACACAGAAACACACAAUACUGUAACCAUUGAUAGUAAGAAUCUGUCAUUUAAGAAACGUAAACCUUGGAUAAGUGUUUGGUUGCCAAAUCAAAACCUUUUUAGGUGACACUAUCAAAACAAUCCCUUAUCUAGGAGUUUAUUUAAGUUUUGAUAUUUUAGACAUAUUUGGCUUUUUUUCCUGUAAAUUACCAGAAAUGGACAUUUCUUUGAUAAUAAGUGAACCGAUGAUUGUUGUGGUACUUCAGGAUGUAUUUUUGUGUCAUCUUGCUCAAUCAUUCCCAUUCAGCUCUGCAGGCUUUGAGUACAGGCUUCUCUCUGUCCAUUAUUAUCUACCAAGUCCUAGAAUCUCUCUCUCUUUCUCUCUCUCUCAAUCCCCUCUUUCUCCUAACACUUCUAUGCACGUCACCGCCAUGCUAUAUGAAAGCCAUAUGCAAAAAAUAGAUGUAGAGUAUUUCACUGUAUGAAGUAUUUACUAUAUCAAGAGUACAGGUAAAGUUUAUUCCAAAAACAUAGUUUUUAUUAUUUUAGAUAUAUUCAAUAGAUGAAAAUAUUCCUUAUAAUUAGCAAUAUUGAAGAUUUUUAUGUUAAGAUAUUUCUGGUUAUUUAACUUAAUCCUUUUCAAACUCACUUAAAUAUAUAUUGACCUUGAAUGAUUUGCAAAAGUGUUAGAUCAUAUUGUAUUCCAGUCUUUUUUUUCCCAUAGCUCCUUAGUUUUUAUGUUAUUCUCAUGCGGACCAAAUAUUAAAGCGAUGAGGGAAAAGAUAUAGUGAAACUACUGACAAACUGUUUCGUGUACUGUACAGCUACAGUAGAAACUCAAGUCAGUCAAAUUACACCCAGUAUGUUGAGGGGAAACUGAUGGGGAAUACAGAAUGUGUUCAAAGUAUGUUGUUAAAAUAGGCUGAGGGAGACAGGACAGCUUUGAGUGUUACCUUGACUUACUGUUGAUUUCACACUUUUCUCAAUAUUUUAUAUAGUCAGAGACUAUAUAAAAUGUCCAUGCAAUCAGCAUUUCCCAUUAUUGUACUUGACUGUGUCAGUUACUUUGCGAGAAUGUUGUCUCUGUCUAUGCAUUAUUAUGUACUUGUAACUGACUAGUUUUCCCUAUGGAGGUAUAUUCACUUUACUUCAGUGUUUUGGAGGAUAAUUCCAUUUUAUAUCUAUCUGGUUUUAGUCAAACAUGUUAUGCAGGUUUUAUUCUACUUUUCUUCAGUCUUCUCACUUCUUUCCAAUAAAGAGCAUUCCAUAUGA
Molecule: messenger RNA, 2696 nt
Organism: Salvelinus namaycush (lake trout)
Lineage: Eukaryota; Metazoa; Chordata; Actinopteri; Salmoniformes; Salmonidae
Gene: gmpr2
Product: guanosine monophosphate reductase 2
Exons: 10
Coding region: 189-1235 (348 amino acids)
Biological process (GO): nucleotide metabolic process
Cellular component (GO): GMP reductase complex
Molecular function (GO): GMP reductase activity
Source: RefSeq, a predicted model, not a curated record